CUGAUGCACAAAGCAGAGGGUCAUCUCCAACCGGAACUGUAACUGAUAUAGGCAGUCUACUGAGUGGUAAGUCCUACCCUCUGCCAUCUUUCUCCGCCAUCAGCAUGACAACAAGUGGGACCUCCAAUGCUGCACGAGGCUUUGAGGCCAACAUAGAUGCUGAGGAAAGGGAUACCAUCAGUUGUUUCGGUGUACCUCAGAGCAUUGUUUGUGAUCAGAAUUCAACCAGCCCGGAUGUUGCUUCGCUUUCAACCCCAUCCACUGACAACUUAGUCGGUGAUGAUGACUUCACCGGCCUCAUCAGCAUGUUAGUGGUGAGACUUCUGUCAAAACUCCAAACCCAAACUGAUCUGUACCCAACUGACGUCACACGCACGUCACAAGACCUGAUUCCAAAAGUUAUAGCUGCCUUCUGUGCAUGGUCAGGCUGCUCUGAGACCCAAGCUUAUCCCAAGAACCUGAAGAGUCACAAAGUAUACAGCACCGUCUACAAACAUCUGUUGAAGGAGUUUGGCUCAGAGAAAAUACUCCAACUGGCCGUGUCGACUCAGGACUCCACUUUCAAUAGGAUUCUUGUGAAGUCAUUGAGCAAGGAGCUUCUCCACAGUUGUAACGAGGCAUCAAGAGCAGCCUCAAGAACAUCUUUCGAAGCCACCAGGCCAGAAGCUCUUCUCAUGGCUGAAGAUGUGAAGGCUACCAGAGGGAAGCUGUCUUUCCUACAAAGGCUUGCCAGACUGAAAUUCAACUUAAAGCCAUUCAUGAUGGGAAACAAGAAGGAUUCCAAUAAGAAUUCCCGCCAUUCUGAAUCCAAAGACCAGACUACUGCUGAAGAUAUCAUGUUGGCACAUCCUGCCACAUUUGGACUCCCAGAGGGUCUUCCCUCCACCUCUCAACAGGAGAAGCCUCGCAAACGUCCCCUUCUAAUCAGGAUGUUUUCCACCAUCUCCAUAGGCCUAUCCAAGCCAUUCAAACGGUUUUCAAACUUUUACCUUCGACAUCAACAAGCGACGCACGGGCUGGUCCUGCAGACUCCCACGCCCAUGGCCCAGGAGAAGGCUGGGGGCCACCUGCUCACUCACGUCCCAGCCAUCUCCUUUGAGACCGACUCUACUGUGGAGUGCACCUCCAAGAGGACUCCGGAAGAGAGGGACCGGGUGAAGGUUAAACUGGCCAACAUGGCCUUGAUGGGAAGGAUCAAAAGUCUUGGCUGUGAAAUGCCCAUUAUGUGUGAUUAUCGAAUUGAUAAUUUUCCACUUUUGAAACAACAAUGGGAAAGACAGGGUUUAUAGCAAAGGUUGCUCAGAUUGGGCUUUUGGAAAAAUUGGGAGAAUGAAAGUGCACUCCUGAUUCAGAGAGAAAGAUCCAGCUUAAUCAUCCAUACCAUUGUUUAAAUUACAAUAAAAAAACAUUCAAACUGUUCCUGAGUUUUGAAAGACAGAGAAAGGAAAACAUCAUUAUCUUCAGUCUGUUCACACAAGUCCUACUGUCCACAAUCUCAGGGUUCUUCAAUACAAACACACCUGUUUCAGAAAACCUGAUCACUUUCACAUUCGAACAAUGUUUGUAGGAUACUUUUCAAUAACUCAAUAAAUGUAAGUGUUGAAACCAUACAUAGCUGGUAACUUGAGCUCGGCAGAGUAGUUUUGACCUGUGUCCAGAUGCAGUCAUUUAUGUUGUCUAAAGACAAUUUGUCUCUUAUAACAAUGUUAUUUUUCUGAAUAAUCGAAUUUAAUUGACUGGUAGGUAGUCACUAACUAUUUGUAGCAUGUGUUCCUCUGUUUAUUGAUAUUUACAUGGUGUGUAUGUGUUAAGAUGUUAAGUAAUUAAUGUUGAUAUUAUCCAAAGGGUUUUUAACUGAAAUGUUAAAUGUUGGUGUCUCGAUCUCAGACAUUUACGCUCAUAUUUGUAAAUAGUAUUUCAAAAAUGGCAGAAUCAAACAGUAUUGGAAUAGUGACUUGUAUUUUGCAUCUAGAAGUGUAAGAAUUUUAGAAGAAUGCUAUUUCAUCAGUCAAAUGUUGCACUGUUUGAUAAGACAGGGUAAAGAAAACCUCCAUUUAAAUGAGUUUAGUUGUGAGUUUGACAUUUUACCACAAGAAGUCACUAUAAUACUAUACGUUAUCAAACAGGGUUGUGCUGAAAAUCAAAUGAACCACAGCCAAAUUAAUUAUUUGCAACUAAGAGUAAGAUUAAAAAAGACAUGUAUAACUUACUUUCUUGAUAAAAUACAUUCUAAAAUGUCAA
This is a messenger RNA of Oncorhynchus mykiss (rainbow trout), 2241 nucleotides long. Lineage: Eukaryota; Metazoa; Chordata; Actinopteri; Salmoniformes; Salmonidae. The record is from RefSeq and is a predicted model, not a curated record.